CCUGCGUGCACCGGUGGGGCUUUUCUGCUGACCGACCCCCCCGCUUCCCCGCACCCUGGCGAGGGGCAGAACCCUUCCGCGAGCGGCAUCGGGUCCCCCUGCACCGUGGGCACCCGAAACGGAGGGGUUGAGGUCUGACAUGGCGGCGAGGGUGGGAGCGUGGCCCUGACCCCCAUGGCAGGCGGGGACUGGAGGGCUCGUGAGCGGUGACGUCUCGCCAGAAGGAAACAGCUGCACACCAAGGACGAGCGGCACGGCCACAAGUACGCACCGAGCCCGCCGGCGGCCGGCCGUUCCCACCAGUCUGACCGGACAGGCCUCGGUGCUGCUCCUCCUCCUUGCCCUCGUGCCGGUGAUUUCCAGCUUGGGAAACCAUGGCACCCAAAGGAAAGGUCUACAGGGGGUCUGUGAAGGAUUUCCCAGGCUUUGACGCCAGCCAGGACGCAGAGGCCUUGUACAAUGCCAUGAAGGGAUUUGGCAGCGACAAGGAGGCCAUCCUCGACCUCAUCACAUCCAGAAGCAACAAGCAGCGAGUGGAGAUCUGCCAAGCCUACAAGUCCCUCUAUGGGAAGGACCUCAUCGCAGACCUCAAGUAUGAGCUGACGGGGAAGUUUGAGCGGCUGAUCGUGAGCCUGAUGCGGCCCCCAGCUUACAGCGAUGCCAAGGAGAUCAAAGAUGCCAUCGCGGGCAUUGGCACGGAUGAGAAGUGCCUCAUCGAGAUCCUUGCCUCCCGCACCAACCAGGAGAUCCACGACCUGGCGGCUGCCUACAAAGACGCCUAUGAGAGAGACCUGGAGGCUGACGUCGUUGGAGACACAUCUGGCCACUUCAAGAAGAUGCUCGUCGUUCUGCUUCAGGGCACCAGGGAGGAGGACGACGUGGUGAGCGAGGACCUGGUGGAGCAGGAUGCCAAGGACCUGCUGGAAGCUGGCGAGCUGAAAUGGGGCACGGAUGAGGCCCAGUUCAUCUACAUCCUUGGCCGGCGAAGCAAGCAGCACCUCCGCCUGGUCUUUGACGAGUACCUGAAGAUUUCUGGGAAGCCGAUCGAGAGGAGCAUCCGGGCAGAGCUCUCUGGUGACUUCGAGAAGCUGAUGCUGGCCGUGGUGAAGUGCGUCAGAAGCACAGCAGAGUAUUUUGCUGAAAGGCUCUACAAGGCCAUGAAGGGGCUGGGCACGAGAGACAACACACUGAUCCGCAUCAUGGUGUCCCGCAGCGAGAUCGACAUGCUGGACAUCCGGGAGGUGUUCAGGACCAAGUAUGAGAAAUCUCUCUACAACAUGAUAAAGGAGGACACCUCCGGGGAGUACAAGAAGGCCCUGCUGAAGCUGUGCGGAGGGGACGAUGAUGCCGCAGGUGAGUUCUUCCCCGAGGCGGCGCAGGUGGCCUAUCGGAUGUGGGAGCUUAGUGCGGUGGCCAAAGUAGAGCUGCGAGGAACCGUGCAGCCCACGGGAAGCUUCAAUGAUGACGGGGAUGCGCAGGUGCUGAGGAAGGCGAUGAAGGGGCUGGGCACGGAUGAAGGGGCCAUCAUCGAGGUGUUGACGCAGAGGAGCAACGCCCAGAGGCAGCAGAUCCUAAAGGCUUACAAGGCUCACUAUGGCAGGGACCUGAUGGCAGACCUGAAAUCCGAGCUGUCGGGCAGCUUGGCCAAGCUGAUCCUCGGGCUCAUGCUGACACCAGCACAGUACGAUGCCAAGCAGCUAAGGAAGGCCGUGGAGGGGGCCGGCACAGAUGAGAGUGUCCUCAUCGAAAUCAUGGCCACGCGGAACAACCAGGAGAUCGCGGCUAUCAACGAGGCAUAUCAGGAAGCCUACCACAAGCGCCUGGAAGACGACCUCAGCUCCGACACAUCAGGGCAUUUCAAGAGGAUUCUCGUCUCCCUGGCUCUGGGCAACCGUGACGAAGGACCAGAGAACCUCACACAGGCGCAUGAAGAUGCCAAGGUUGUUGCUGAGACCCUGAAACUUGCUGAUGUCUCCAGCAACGACUCCAGUGACUCCCUGGAGACCCGCUUCCUCAGCAUCCUCUGCACCCGCAGCUACGCCCACCUCCGCAGAGUGUUUCAGGAGUUCAUCAAAAUGACCAACCACGACGUGGAGCACGCCAUCAGGAAGCGGAUGUCAGGAGACGUGAGAGAUGCCUUCGUGGCCAUCGUGCGGAGUGUGAAGAACAAGCCGGCCUUCUUCGCUGACAAGCUCUACAAGUCCAUGAAGGGUGCCGGCACGGAUGAGAGGACCCUCACCCGGAUCAUGGUUUCCCGGAGCGAGAUUGACCUGCUCAACAUCCGGGGCGAGUUCAUGGACCUGUUCGACAAAUCGCUGCACCGCAUGAUUGAGAAGGACACCUCCGGCGACUACCGCAAGGCUCUGCUGGCCCUGUGCGGGGGGGAGGACUAGGUGGCCGUGGGAGCCCCUUCUUCGUGUCUGAGCCAGCACGCACGCACCCAACGCCUUGAUGUCACUGCAGCUUCGGGGGCUUCAGGGGACGCUCGGUUCCCUGCAGAGGAUGACUCACUUUUCGCUGGAAAGCGGCACCACAUUGCAAGCGGGGGAGUCUUGGGGAGGGGAGCAGAGGGGUCUGGGUAGGGAGAUUGUCUGUCUCAGUGCAAAAUAAUUCAUACCCAAACAAGCCACUAACCCAGGAAUUUACCCAGAUGGAAAAGACAAUUUUAAAUCUCAUAAAUAAAACCUAACUGUUGCUGA
Messenger RNA from Aquila chrysaetos chrysaetos, 2699 nucleotides. It is a transcript of the gene ANXA6, whose product is annotated as annexin A6. Gene Ontology annotation, cellular component: focal adhesion; cytoplasm. Lineage: Eukaryota; Metazoa; Chordata; Aves; Accipitriformes; Accipitridae. Gene Ontology annotation, molecular function: calcium channel activity; phosphatidylserine binding; actin filament binding. Gene Ontology annotation, biological process: plasma membrane repair; mitochondrial calcium ion homeostasis; neural crest cell migration. The record is from RefSeq and is a predicted model, not a curated record. Bases 375 to 2393 code for a protein of 672 amino acids. The transcript has 26 exons.